ACCCAUUCAAAGCGAUGCCAGCAGAAGACAUGCAGCGCCGCCCAUGAGCGCGAGCGAUACAGUUAAACAGAUUAUUUCAACUGGAUCCCGCCACGGUCCGUUAAUAAUAAUUUGCUAACUCGGAAUGAACGGUGACUAUUGCUCGUCUGACGGCUGAAAAUAAAUCAGCACAUAUCCGGAUUGUUAUAGCGCAAAAAAACAAAAUAGCAAACGUCCUCACAGGGUAUGCUGAUUUGUCCUCUGGAGGGGCAACAGAAGGCUCCAUAAAAUGACCCAAUCAGUGCACAUAUCCUCCAAACUGCCAAAUCUGAGUGCCCCUUUUCAUUGCUCUAAUGAGGAAGAAACAGAUCAAGGUGGCUCCUAUUCUGUACAGACACCCUACGGAUUCCAACUGGACCUUGAUUUUCUCAAGUAUGUUGAAGAAAUCGAGAGUGGACACAGCAUUCGUAGAGCUAAUGUGAACCCUCGGAGGGGAUCUCGGGGUGACCGUGGGCGGAAUUUGGGUAUUGGGGGUCGGACCAGUGGCUGGACAUCCACUGAGUCCCUUUCCUCAACAACCAGUGAGAAUGGCCAGACUAGCCAACCUUUUCUCCAGAGCCCAAUUACAUCACCUAGUAAAUCACAUCCACUUUCCCCAUUACCAGUUAUCAGUCCCAGUCAACCUACUUGGUCCAAAGUGCCACCACCACCUCCACCACGCAACCCUAGGGUAGAGAGAACACUUCUUGAAACUAGCCUUCGUCUGCAACAGGAGCAGAGUCAGUUUUCAAAUGGUUUAGGCUCUAAUUUGUCCGACCUUUCCAAAGUGAGUUCCAAAGCCAGUGGAUCUAAUAGGGACUUCUCUGUAGCUUCUUCCCAGCUUGCUUCAGAUGCUCACUUGCUACAGAUAUCACCUGUUGUGCAGACCCCCCUCUCUGGGAUCUGGACCAGAGCCAGUCCUCAGACAUCUGGAAGGAGCACUCCAGCCUCCAACUCAGGAACAUUGCCUCCUGGGCAGCUUCAGACAGUGCGAGAACAGAUGGCCACUGCCCUUAGGCAGCUGAGAGAGAUGGAAGAGAAAGUGAAAGGAGUACCAGCUCUAGAAAGAGAAGUUGCCAUGCUCCGUGCAGAAAAGGAAAGGUUGGCUCUGGAACUUCGAAAGAAAACAGAAGAACUUGAUACAACGCUCAAAAUGCAAGUCUCCACUGAGGCAGUAGUGGGAGCCUUUCAACCAGGACCCCUACCAUCGCCAUCACUUUGGAAUAAAAGGCCAGAAUGCAAAAGUGAUGAACAAGACAAAAAGGAAAUAAGGAAACUAACCACUACUCCUGUAGAAAAAAGAUCCAUAUCAGUAGGUAGUGACAUUCCUCUUGAGGCUGUGGUAGUCUUCAAUCGUCAAGCACUCAAGGAUGCUGCUGUCGAAACUACUAUUGAUGUUUGUCAUGCAGCUAUUGAGACUGAGGCUAGUGUCAUGCAUGAUGAGGGAAUUCAGACUGGAGUGGAUACAGAAGAUGUGGCAGUCUGGGUAAUAGAAUCAUUUCUAGGGUUAAAAAGUGAGACAGAACGAGAAAUUGAUACCCUGCAACACACUAUCAAAUUUCAACAGGAGUCAAUCCAGGUUCUUGAGACACAAUUAACUCAGGUCAACCAAGAUCUUGAAGCUUUAAGGGCUCAGGAAAUUGAGAGGACAUCCAAGAUUAUGUUGGACAAAGAGACAAUAGCGAAACCAGAGACAGUCAAUGCCCAAAUGGAAACAUGUCCUGCUGAAGUUUGUUCAGUUGGAGUGUUGUUUCCAGAUGUGACUGACCCGGAGUACAUUUCAAAAAAUGACCAAAGCAUUCAAACAGAUCCUGUGGAAACUUCAAAGGAAAAAAACGUGGCGCUAGUAAGCAUUGGUAUCCAGUGGGAAUCUCCCUGUGUCACAGAUAUACAAGACAGUGAAGAACAGACAACUUCUGCAGAGACUGCAGGCCCUCUGAAAUCUAUCAUGAAGAGGAAGGAUGGGAGUGGCGCUGGUGCAGUUUCCAGUGGUGGCAAAAAGAGCUUGAAGUUUGUUGGAAUUCUAAAUGGAGGGUAUGAGUCGACCUCUAGUGAAGAGGAUGAAGAAGAGGAUGAAGAGAGUUCCUCUGAUGGAAGUGAGGCUGGUGCAUGUUCAGACAGCAGCGUGGAAGAAGAGGCAGCUCUAGAGGAUACAUCUGAAGAAGAGAUGAAUAUAAAUGUGGAUGAAACUGAUAGUGAUGAAAACAUGCCAGCUGGGACUGAAGAUUUAAAGGAUCAGGCAGAGGAAGUAAAGGAAAAGUUUGAACUAAGUGCCAAAAUGCGUGAAGCUUGUCUAAUUUUGAAGAACCACCUUAAUGACGGAGCCAAAUCAGUAAAGAGUAAAGAAGUGUUGUCCAGCACUCAUACCGUUCAAUUGGAGUGGUUCCGAGUAUCCAGUGCAAAGAUGGCCCAGCCAUUACGUGUGUCAAAUUACCUGAUGGCUUUCUCAGAGGUCUCCCCCAUCCUGCUGGAACACGUAGUCAACAUGACUGACGGCAAUGGCAACACUGCUUUACACUACAGCGUCUCCCAUUCAAACUUCACUGUUGUGGACCUGCUGCUUGACACAGGCAUGUGCAAUGUUGAUCAGCAGAAUAAAGCCGGAUAUACAGCUGUGAUGCUGGCAGCCCUUUCAGCAGUGAAGGAAGAGGACGACAUGGCAGUGGUCCAGAAACUCUUCCGUCUGGGCAAUGUCAAUGCCAAGGCGAGCCAAGCAGGACAGACGGCUUUGAUGCUGGCCGUGAGUCAUGGGCGGCAGGAGAUGGUGCGCGCACUGCUUGAAUGUGGUGCUAAUGUGAACAUCCAAGAUGACGAGGGGUCCACUGCUCUGAUGUGUGCAAGUGAACACGGUCGAGCUGAGAUUGUCUCCUUGCUGCUGGAGCAGCCGGGGUGUGACAUUUCGGUUGUGGACAAUGAUGGGAGUAAUGCUCUCUCCAUUGCCCUGGAGGCAUCCCACAAUGAUAUUGCAGUUCUACUUUAUGCCCACAUGAACUACUCAAAAACGCAAGCGGAAGUGUCACCUAAAGCAAACCCCCGGGUCCCGUCCAGUCCUAGAAAAACAUGGCCCUCAGAGUGACAUAAGUACAUUAAGUACUUAAGUACAAAAUGGAUAGAAAAACAAGAUUAUCUACUUACUGGAAGAUUAACAAUGUCUAUGUUACAAGUUUAUAUAUAUAAAUAUAUUGUAUUCUCUGAAUACUUUUUUAUCCACAUAUUUAAUGCACUAUACUGCAACAUUACUAUGUAAAAUAUUAUAAACAUUAAUGCAGGUAAGAUCAAGAAUUUUACUUUUAAUCUUCAACAGGUGUAUUUACUAUAGUAAAAUUAUUGUACUACCAUGAUAUCAGUGUUUAAAUAAGGAAAUAAGGUAUUUGGGAUGAUCGCAGCUUAGCUGUAAUGUUAUUGUGAUUACAUAGUUCACAAACUGAACAUUUGUUUUGAUUAGCGGUUUAAUGUUUGGCUCUGCUCAGAAAUACUCAAGUGCAAAUUAUGAUGUAUAACGUGUCCUGUUGUUCAGAUAUGAGCAGGAAGCAUUGGAGCAGAUUAGGGUGAAUCCUUUAUUCUACUUUUGAGAAACUCAACCCCUCAAUAAUCAUUAAUCACACUCAUUGUGGCUUCAUAACGCAGGCAACCUGUGACCCUGUAAUUACAUGCUGUUUGAAAAAAGGCAGCAACAAACACCUACAUGGACUCCACCCUUGUUUUCUACCACCGUUCUGCGUUUAUUUUUAUCCUCCAAUCUAAUUGGAAUAACAAGCCAUUACAUAUGUAGUCUGUCAUGUCUGGAUCUGAUGGUGGUAUUUUUGUUCCCUUGUGAUCUGUUCUUUGAACUGAAAGGACAUCGUCUGACUUUUAAAAAGAGAAACAUUUGCCUUCUAGUAAUCUUGACCAAUCACAGAAAAGUUAAACAGAAUUGGACUUAAAACUAAAAGAAUGAAAUCAGCCAAGAAUAAAUCCAAAACAUAUUUAGACAAAUCAAAAAAAGUGGUAUUUGAAAGAAAAAUAGCACUUUUCAGAUCUUAAGUUUGAAAUCAUGACACUGUGGUAAUAGGACACAUUUAUAGACAUUGUUAAUAUGAUUAACUAGUCUGUGGACACUUGCGCAAGAUUUCUUUUCCAUUUAGAAUUAUUUGCUCGGUUCAUUAACGUCAAUACACUGAUAACUGAACUCAGCACUUUACGCAAAUUAAGAAACCAGGUGUUGAGUUAAAUACCUGUAAAAUCUUAAACUUAACUAGAAUGUUUACUGUAGAUUUCAAAUACAAUCUUUCAUUUUGUCCAAAGAUGCUGCAGCAGCAAUGCAAGCAGGCAAACGUCCUUUAGUUGCUCAUUUAAACAUAUUCUGAUGUAUUCAAUUGUACUUUUUUUUUUACCAUACAUUUACAAGUAUGGUUUUGUAUCAUUUUAUGUCUGUCAGUAUUUUGUUUAUUGUCUAUUGCUAUGGUAUCUAUGCUUUGUUUAAAUGAUUGUAUCAUGAUAUGCAGCUUUUGCUAUUUAAGUUAGCAUUUUUUUUUUUUUUUUUAAAUGUAUAAUUAAAGGAAAAUUAUUUAAUGCCAUGCAGUUACUUAUUAAAAGAAUGCACCUACA
Molecule: messenger RNA, 4605 nt
Organism: Megalobrama amblycephala (Wuchang bream)
Lineage: Eukaryota; Metazoa; Chordata; Actinopteri; Cypriniformes; Xenocyprididae
Gene: kank3
Product: KN motif and ankyrin repeat domains 3
Exons: 11
Coding region: 269-3094 (941 amino acids)
Biological process (GO): negative regulation of actin filament polymerization
Cellular component (GO): cytoplasm; cytoskeleton
Molecular function (GO): protein binding
Source: RefSeq, a predicted model, not a curated record